Molecule: messenger RNA, 1316 nt
Organism: Adineta steineri
Lineage: Eukaryota; Metazoa; Rotifera; Eurotatoria; Adinetida; Adinetidae
Source: the annotation of a GenBank genome assembly
AUGCGUCGUGAACAAGUAUUGAAAUUAUGUGCAAAUCAUCAGAUAACAUCACAAAUGGAAUUAAAACCACAUCAAGGUUCAACUAAUGCUUAUUUAUGGUCAGCAAUGGAUUUUGCUGAUGGUGAAGCUAAACAUGAAACAUUAUGUAUAAGAUUUAAAACUGAUGAACAGGCUAAAAAUUUUGCUAAGGUAUUUAAUGAAGCCAAAGACACGAAUUUAAAGAAAUCAGAUGAUUUAUCAUCAGUUGGAAAAAUUUCAUUAACUGAUGAAACAAAAACAAAAACAACCGCCGCAAAUGAUGAUGAUGUUAUUUCUAUUGGUGAAGUGAAACCAUCAGCAGAACAAAUCGAUCGAGCAAAGAAACUUCAAUUACCAUCAACAUUCUUUCUAUAUGAAAACAAAGAACCAUGUAAAGGUUGUCCAGGCUGUAAAGAAGAUACGCUACCAGUUGCACCAAAUGACAAUAAAACAGCAACAACAAAUGCAACUAAAACCGACACAAAAACUACAGGUCCUCAAACACCAUCGACCGCACCAGUAUCAGCAUCAAAAACUCCAUUGAGUUCAAGUGAAAAUAUAAAAUUUUCAUUUGGAAAUGCUGAUAAAUCACAAAUACAAAAACAAACAUCAACAACUAAAGAUGAUAAAACAUCUGUUGAAUCACCAUCAUCUUCAAAUUCAAAUACAGCAUCACAAUAUGAUAAUAAACCAUCUAUUUUUGGAAGUUUUAAUGGUAGUUCAUCAAUUUUUGGAAGUUCAACACCAUUAAAUAAUACGAAUGGUUCAAUAUUUGGUGGUAAUACAUCAUCAAAACCAUCAACUAAUGCUGCUAGUGGAUUUUCAUUUCCUGGUUUUGGUGGUGGUAGUGGUGCAGCAGCAACAACACCUUCAAAUGGAUUUCAAUUUUCUACACCAACUGCAAAUGCUACAGCCACAACUGCAGCUACAACAACAACAACAACAACAACAACAACAGAUACAAAUCCAACAUUUUCAUUUGGAUCAACUGCAGCAACAUCUACAGCAAAUACUAAUUCAACAUUUUCAUUUGGAUCAACAAAUAAACCACUUUUUGGUAAUUCACCUAAAUUUAGUUUCUCUGAAUUAGCUAAACAAACACCAACAAAUGAAGAUAAACCAACAAGUAAUGGUACUGAACAACGAGUAUUUGCUGGACAAGGUUCACUUGUAUUUGGUACAGGUGCAACAAAUAUAACUACAACAGGAAAUAAUCAUGAAGAUGAUGAUGGUGAAGGUGGUGGUGGUGACGAUUCUGAAUAUGAACCAAAUGUAUCAUUUAAACCUAUUGUUCAGCU